UGACAGCCGAUUUCACCCCCAUCCCCCGAGACAGGAAGGCGGGGAGGUGGGCUUGGCUGAGCGGGGCCGGUGACAUGAGGCGGCCUCGCCGGCCGGAGGAAAAAGGGGACGGUGGGCUUCAGCAGCACCGGCAACUCGUCUCCCGGCGCCAUGUUCCGCCGCGCCAGAUUUAGCGUGAAGCCGAACGUGAGGCCGAGCGCGGCGGGAAGAAGCGGCAGCGGCAGAUCAGCUACCCCGCCGGCGGCCGGAGCAGCAGCCCCUCCAGAUCCAGGUGCUCAGCAUGAUUCGACACCCACCACCUGCUCUUCUGCGACUGCUGUGGGCAGCCCGGCCGCCCAGCAGGGAACUCCUGCCGCCGCUGGAGACGUUCCGCAGAGCGGUGGCAGCAGUAGCCAUAGCAGAGAUGAAAAGACCAAAGAUGCAGGUGGUGAUGGAGAUCAUAGUAAACAGGCAGAGACAGUUCUACAGAGAAGAAAACGAAUAUCCACUAUGCCCAAUCUUGCUAAACCAAGAGUUGUACCUGUAUCUACGCAACGUGCUGUCAUUUCAACAUCAAAAUGUUCUCAGAAACAAGCACCACACUCUCCUACAUUUGCUAACUCUCCACUUCAGAAAGAAUCUCCUUCAACUGAGAAGAUUAGUGUGGACAUUUCUCCAAAGUCUCCCAUAUUACCUGAAAAGAAAACUCCUGUUCCCCAAGUACCACAGUUCUCUCCAUUAAAAAAAUCUGCCAAUAAGGAGACAAAUACAUGUGUAACAGGUCAAAGAAAUGAUGAAGCCCCUCAGAAGAACACAUCGUCUCCCCUAAAAGAGAGGCCUACACAGGAAAGAUUGAUUCAAGAAGAGAUAACACAGUCAAAAGCUUCAGAAAAAGAGAAAAGGAUAUGCUCAGAUAGAGAGAAGUUAAUCAAAAGUCAGAAGCUACGAAAGAUGCUCAAGGAAGAACUAAAGAAAGAAAAGGAACAACGGAAAUACAAAUGCCACGUAAUUGAAAAACCUAUGCCAGAAGAUCGUUCAAAAAUGAUUAUGAGGGAUUUCAUAUAUUAUCUGCCUGAAAAUAAUCCCAUGAAGUCUUCACUGGUGGAAGAAAAGAAAACAGAAAAGACGUCCACUGUAACCCAAGCAAAAGAGCCAGAGGAAAGACCUGUCGCUGAUCUUGAUGAUGAAAAUGAGGAAGAUGAAGAAGAAGAAGAAGAAGAAGAUGGAGGAGGAGAGGAGGAUGGCCCCCUCCUAGUUCCUCGAGUGAAAGUUGCAGAAGAUGGUUCAAUUAUUCUGGAUGAAGAAAGUUUAACUGUAGAAGUCUUAAGGACAAAAGGGCAAUGUGUGGUGGAAGAAAAUGAUCCCAUCUUUGAACGUGGCUCUACAACAACUUACUCAAGUUUCAGGAAAAGCUAUUAUACCAAGCCAUGGUCGGAAAAAGAAACAGAUCUUUUCUUCUUGGCUAUAAGUAUGGUGGGAACCGAUUUCUCAAUGAUAAGUCAGCUUUUUCCUCACAGAGCAAGAACAGAAAUUAAGAAUAAAUUUAAACGUGAAGAAAAGACCAAUGGAUGGAGAAUAGAUAAAGCAUUUAAAGAGAAAAGGCCUUUUGACUAUGAUUUUUUUGCGAAACUGCUUGAGAAGAUUCUGGAAAGUGAGAGGAGGAAAAAGGAAAAGGAUGCUAAGUGUCAGGGUCAAAAAGAGAAAACUCCCAAUGAGAAGAAAACACCCAAAUCUCAAAAAAAGCGAAAAGCUAAAAUUGUCAAUGGACAAACCAGCCAUGGUCAGGAUGAUCUCCAGAAUGCCAGAAUGUCUGAUGCAGAAAUGGAGGUGGAUGCUGAGACAGCUGAAAAGGAGAAUGAAGAGUCCCCCAGUAUUUUGGAACAGGCAGAGGGGCAAGCAGUUGCUGAAUCUGUAGUGAUGAAAAAGAAAAGAAAGAAGAAGAAAAAAGAUUCUGAAUGUGAAGCAGAAAAUCUCCCUGAAGAGAGAAACAUUCCUGCAGAAAUGGCUGAGAAAGAAAGAUCAAGAAAGAAAAAAAAAAAUGCAUCAUCCAGUGUAGAGAAUAAUGGCAUUGGUGAAGCUGGUGAUGAACUGGAGGACCCUGAUGGUGUAACAGCUGCUGAAACUCUUCCUUUGGUUGAGAGAGAACCACAGCGCUGUGUACAGUUUAAUGAAGAUGCUGAGGAAGAACAUAGUCCAACUUUAUCCAGUUCUCAAGAUAACGUGUUCAUAGAAGCUGAAUCUGGUGAACUAGAUGUUCCAGAAGCUAGUUCUAUGCACCAUGUUGGGCAGCCUUCCAAGUCUCAAAUGCCUCUAAACACAGAUAAGGAAGGCUUUGAUGCAACCGAUGCAACCAAGAGUCAAAUAGGUGAACUGGAUCAUCUGGGUGAAAAUAAGAAUAUAACAUCCUCAGGCAAUGAUCAUGAACAAAUGAAAACUGAUAGAGCAACUGCUGAAACAUUCACAGUAGAAGAGCAGGGGCAGAGACUUGAAUCAGACAUUGCAGGUGCAUUGGAGAAAACAGACCCCCCAGUUAAUGACAUGCAGAUCAGGAUCUCCCCUGCUGAGUCUAUAGGUGAUACUGAAGAGACUACUGUGGAAGACAAAGCAGCUCACAUAAUUGGAUCAUUGACAGAUGAGAUGUCUGUAGCAAACAGUAGUGUACAGAAUGAAUCCCAAGAAGCCCAAAAAACUCUUUCAGAGAAGGUAGAAAUGAGAGGCCAUCGACAGAGACCUAAACCUAAUAUAGUGAAAGCAUCUAUCAGAAAAGAAGCACCUGCCCAAGGCAAGAGUAACAAGCCAGAAUCUUACAGGACUGUAGAAAAGGAUGAUGUCACACCAGAAGAGUCUGUUGAAAGAGAUUCCCAGCUUGUAGAUACUGAAGUUUUAGUUUGCAAGAAAUCUACCUCACUAGAUAGGAGCAAGCAGCCUGUUCUAAAACCUGCACCAUUAACAAGGGGAAGAAUGCAGAGACCAAAACCAAAUUUGGAAAGAGCAGCUAGGCGGCAAAAAGAACCAGUAAAAAGCAUUGAGGCAGAUGAAGGAAAAGCUGCUGCUGAAGCAGAGAAGCCUCUGGUAGAAUCUGAAUAUAACAGCACAGAACUCUUAAGUGAAGAUACCACUGAGGCAACUACUUAUGAAGCUGACAUACCACUUUCUGAAGCAUUAGCAAACAAACCUGCUGCCAGUUCUGUGGAAGUAAUCUUAGCGCACACAGGCCAGUCACCUGUAAAGAGUCCAUUAGAGUGUGAGAGCCAGAAACCCCAAAAUAUACCUCUGUCAAAUAACAGUGUGGAGGAUGUGACUGUUCUUGCUGCUAGUGAUUUCAGUCUUCAGCAAGAACAAAAACAGACUUCUGCUGAAAUUGAACUUUCUCCAAAGAUUUGCUCUCUUAGCCUAAAGGAUAAUUUAGGAAAGCUACCAGAAAAAGAGGAACCACUGCGAACAGAAGAAGAAAGGCUUAGGAACAAGAAUGAGACAGAAACUGCAGAAAAAAGUUUAAUACAUAUCACUAAUGAAUGCAUUGAAUCAUCCAACCUAGAUGAACACCCUGCAGAGACUCAAGAAGCAGUCACCAAAAACGAAAUUCAUUUAUGUCCCCAGAACUUUUCCAGCUUCAAAAGUAGUGAACCAAAUGAAGCUUUACUAUCUCCAGAUGUCCAGAAAAAGCUUUCAGUUAGCAAACAGAACUCAGAAGGAAAAAGUGAACAAAGUGUUAUUCAACCAACAGCACUGCUCAGGGGCAGGUUUCAGAGACCCAAACCCAAUAUUGGAAGGGCAAUUGGAAGGAAAGAAAUGCAAUCAGUGGACAGAAAAGCAGUUGCAGCUGGAUUUGGAAAUGAGAAAUCAGAACUACAAGAAUCUGGAUUUACCAGAACUCCCUCUGUGAUAACUCAGCUACAUUGUGACAGUAAAGUCUUACCCGCUGAAGUCUUGGAGGAGAGACUGGUAGAUACCAAGGAAGUGAUUCAGGAAGACUCUCCAGUACCCGGGACCUCUCAGAAGAUUUCAGAACAGAUUUCCAGUGGAAAACCCAUUUUCCAUGAAGAUAAACCAUGUACUAUCAAGCCAGCUCAGCUAGUGAGAGGGCGAUUCCAGAGAGCCAGGCUCAACCUUGGAAGGAUGAAUGGCAAGAGGGAAGAAUCUGUGACAGAAAAUGUUAGUGCUCCAGUUGAAGGAGAAGUACAAAAAAUGGAAAUGGAGAAAGAUGACCUACACCCACUUGCAGAGGAUGAAGUCGGUAUCCAAGCAUCACUGGAUAAUUUGGAGAAAAAUGAAGGGUCAGAAUCCAGAAAAGUCCCAUCACCAAAACGAUGUAUCAAUCAGAAGAAACUUCCUUCCUGUGAGAAGUCACAGAGACAUGAACUUCUGAAAGACCAAGAAAAAAUUGGUAUUUCUGCCUCCCAAGAAAUAAGUCAAUCUAAGAGCUUGAAGCCCUCUGUACUUGUGAGGGGUCACCUUCAGAAACCAAAGCCAAACCUAGUUUGUGCAACAAAAAGGAAAGAAGCCUCUUUAGAAGGAGAAGCUAGAACUGAAAGCAAAACUGAAAGCAGUUCAGAAAAUGAUGCAACCCAACCUGGCAGUGAAUCUGGAACAAUAUCCACAGUAGUGCAUGAUUUUAGAAAUGUAGUGGAUGCUGCAUCAUCAUCUGAAUCCUUGAAGCAGCAAAUGUGUCCAGACAGCAUUAAAACAGUGCCUUUGACAAGAAGCAAAGACUCUGGAAAAUGUGACUCAUCAGAUCAAUGCUCAGGAAGUGAAAAACAUAUGAAGAAAGAAAUCUCUAAGCCCCCUACUGCCCAGGAGGAAACAUCUGAAGCAAUGAAAGGAAAGCAAAAAGGAAGGAGACUGAAACAGUGGAAAAACAUCAGUAACUCAAGGUCACUUCCCACUUUUGAACAUGAAAAUGUCCAUACUGAAAAAGGGAAGAAGCACCACAAGCAGGCUAAACCAAAUGUUAGCAGAGGCAGAAGCUUAAGACCAGCACUUCGUAAGAAACCCAAAAAAGAAUAUGGAACUUCAAAAGUUAAUCUGGUGACACUUAGGGCUUCUUCUCAGGAAGAAGAAGAUGAUGGUGAUGAUGAUGAUGACUUUGAUUCAGACUAUGAAGUAGAAUACUUUUCACCCGAGGAAGUAAAUAAAGCUCCAGUGUUUGUCCCCAAAGGGCUUCGGUCACCCAAUCCAGUUCCCAUGCAGAUUGAGGAAACUAUGGAAGAGCUAGAGAUAUAUGAGACCAUUGCUGAAGAACCAUGUCCGCCUCCUGAACUGAAUGUAGUUGCUCAACCUGUGAUGCAGGAAGAUAAAGAAUUGCACUCCUCACAGGUUGUUUUUACACAAGAAGACCAAAAUAACAGAACAGUGAUUAGAUAUGGGAGUACUGAAGCAGCCAUGACUCUACUUGCCAUGAAACGUCUGGGAUUCCAGUUAAACAUUAGCAGCCAAGAAAGAAGACAAGAAUUUCUCAGCAGAGAUGCACAGAAUGUUCCUGAUAGCUUUCCACGUGAGCAUAAUGAAGAAGAAAAUACAGUCCAUUGUAAUGUGGCAUGUUCAGCCCUUUCAAAAAAUGAAUUGGUUUCUUCAGACCCUAUCAACAAAGCUGCUACAGAGGAUUGCAGUACUGAACCAUCAGGUUUGGAAGAUUGUCUCCUAGAAGCAACUAAUGUGCCACAGCCUGUUUCCUCAAAAAAUGUUCAGGUUUCUUCACACAGUGCAAAUAAAGCUGCUCCAGAAUAUUGCGAUACACCAUGUACAGUGGAAACAGCAGGAGCUGACAGCUGUUUAUCUUCUUGCAACCGAAGUAAAACAUCUGGACUACCAAGAUGCAGAUUUCCGAAACCCAAACCAAAUCUUUAUAAAGGGCUGGGAUUAAACCAGAGUGCUUCACAAAAAUCUGGAUUUCAUUUGGAGCAAACAAAUGUAAUGCACAAUGGUGAAGGGAAAGUGUCAGAAAGUGUUACGGAAGAAGAGAAAGUUGUACUGGAACAGAAUUUCAUGGUGGAUAAGCUAGCUAAGAACAACUUUGCAGAGAAGCAAGAUUUACAGCCUGGAAGUGCUGGUACUGCUUUGCAGACAAACAACAUGGAAAGAGAAAGUGUGAUAAGAGAGACUUCGACGUUAGCAUCGGAGUUGAAUGCUCCAAAAUUUUCUCCAGAAGCAGAAACUUGCCUUUUUGAGUCACCAGAUUAUCCCAACAGAAGUACUAAUGUCCAGACUUCUGGUCCUGUUGAACACCAGUUGUCUACAGUUGAAAUUGUGCAGAGUGAAGCAAGCAAGUAUUCAAGUAUUUCAGCAACCACAGAAAUGACUGCAGUGAAUGGUGACAACAAAGACUAUCCAGACACAGAGGAGGAGCCAACAUUCAUUUUAACAUUGGUGGAAAUCUCACCUGAUACGGGGGAUUGCAGUGGUCUUCCUGCUGCUGUACCACAAAGUUCUGAGCAACUACUUCCCCCACCAGUAUUUCUCACUCCCAAUAAUAUGAAUUCAGUGCAAUUGGCAAAAGCAGAGAGCAUUGGAUCCAUAACAGCUUCUGUUGAAGAAAAUGCCUUCUCUAUUGGCAACACUGGAGAGAAAGGAGUACUGCAAGAAGCUUCAAUACAGCAGGCAGAUCUGGAUUCGGUCUCCUGCAAGAAUCUGAAAAGGUGUGCUGCAGUUCUUGAAGAAAGUGGUGAUCCCCCUAAGAAGAAAAAAUCUCCUGUUUCUGCAGAGAAAAACCUAGAAAGCUCUGAUAAGGAGAUCUCACAUGAAUUAAAGUGUAUACCAAGGAAAGCUACUGAGAAAUCAAGCACUUCAAAGAAGAAAAUCUCAUCUACCUCUAAACCAGUUUCUGAAACUGCAGUUCUACAAGUGGAAAAAAGGGCACAACCUUCUCUGAAUUUGGGGCCUGUGCUGCUUGAUGAAGCAGCUAGAACAAAUGAACAAGAGUCAAGGACACUCCAUGAAGGAAAAGCAAAAAUAAGUGGAGAGAGAAGAAACUUUGUUGAUACUUGUAAAUCUGUACAAUCAGAGCAGGUGGGAAGUCCAUCAGGCCUUCCUAAAUCCCUAUUAUCCAGGUCAUAUCAAAGAACUCUGGGAUUUUUACCUUUAAUCUGUAAAAAUAACAAUUUUGAUGAAGAAGUAACAGAGGAGGAUAAACAGUCUCUCCAGAAAACUGACACAGUGUUGUCUGAAAACACAACUGAAUGUCCAAAUUUGACCUCAAAAGACAACAACGAAGAGAUUCCAGAAAACAAUUCUUUUCCAUCAACCAAUUCAUUGCCUUCCAAAUGUGAGAAUGGAGCCUCUUCUACUACUGUUCAGAUUUUUUCUGACUUACCUGAGAAUAAAGGAUCUUCUAAGGAGCAGGAAAAAGAAGAAGAACCAACGAAGAUCUCAGAAUAUUUUUUUAGUGAUAUUUUCAUGGAAGUGGAUGAUUCAGAGUAACCUAGAAAUGUAUCAGAUGUCCAGCAUUCAGUAAUGCACUACAAUAUUAUGCAUCUCAGCUAGCCCUUACAUUUAGUGCAAUAAAAAGAGUCUUGCUGACAGGUAGAAUUGUUUUAUUCUGAAUGAUCUGCCAUUUGAAGGAAAAACCCUAACAUCAUUAAGUUUCAAGUUAUUAUCAGAACAGCAGCAAAUAUGUAUUUUGGUACAAGUACCUUUGAGAUGCAUAACUGUGCUUUAGAAAUGCAAUGGAGACUAUCUAUAUGACCAUGCACCACCAAAAUAAAAUACCUUAUGUUUUGGGGCUGGUCAUAAAUUAUCUUUACUUCUUUUUGUGAAGUAAAUAUUUAUAGGAGGGGGAGGGUCACUUAUUCUGAACUUGUCAGUAUAGUAAUAAUUGUUAUUACAUUAAAUUUGUCAGCUUUUAAAAUGUAUUUUUAUAACUGCAUAUGUGAGUGGGUUCAAAAAAGUAAUAUUGCUUCAUUUUAAAUGUACAGAAAUAAAUGUGAAGAAAUUAUUUAAGUUGAAUGUAUAGAAAUCUAACUAUCCCAAGUGCACAGAAAAAUCCUAUGGCUCUAGGGUGAGUGCCCAUGGGACCAUAGUAUUGUCUGGAGUCCCCCUCCUGAGCCAGAGAUGUUGCAGCUGUUUUGGAAGGGGGACUCUGGGUUCCAAUCUUCUGCCCCUCUGCAGCUGUCAUGGAACCAAACCCAGCUUCUUCUUGAGGUUGCAAAUGUGGCCUUGGAGGGAAGGAAAAGGGGUGUUCUGGUGGGAGAGGAUAAGCCAGGUUGUGAAGCCCAUAGCCUCUCUAGUCCUAGUCCAACUUCUGUGAGCAUGUCCUCCUUAGAAGGGCUCAAAGGCUCAUCAAGUGAAAAACAUUGAAAAGGAGGACAAAGAGGUGAAAAUAACCUCCAUCAUUCCUCCUGCCCUGUUCCACUAGCAGCAGCUCAGCUCAGAUUAUUUAUUUAAGGGGGUAUAAUCCUAUAGGUUCUGCUCAUCCUGAAAAUAAAGAGGAAUUUUAAGUAUUAAAUUUGAAACAAAAGGCUAAUAAUAAUAAAAUGCAGCUUUUUGAGUUUUAAUCUAUCCAUGUAACUCCACUGAAAAAUGAGAAAUUAUAAAUUAAAAUCAGAAGGGAGAAGGUAAGAGCAUCUCCAAGAUCAUAAACGGCUCAUAAUAUGAGAGGAUUUAGUUCCUAUCACUCCUUUUAUAAUCUGAUUUGGUUUGUGUCUCCUGGCCACACUUGUUUUUUAGUUUUGUUAGGUACAUCUUCCAUUUGUCAUUGUUGGAAACCUGUCUAUAUUAGCCUUGUCAUUUUAUCUGAAAAAUGAACUGCUUUCUCUUAAGAACUGUGCCCUCUGAAAUCUUGUUGAGCUAGUGAUCGGAUUCUAAAUUCUGGUUGUUUCUUCACUACUGGGGAGAUCCCGCCAGUGUGUGUAUUGAUAUCUGCAAUUUCUAUUAAAUAGCUGUCUACACCUGCAAUUGUUCAAUAAUACUACAGAUUUUGUAUAAUUAAGGUACUUCCAUUUGCUAGAUAAUUAUUUUGUGCAUAAUAAUCUCAAAAUAUAAUUACUGAUAUUACUAAAUUUUCUAUCAAUUGAAUUACAGACACGUUUUACCUCAUAAAGAGAAUAGUUUGGAUCCAGAACUAGUCAUGCUUGGAACAGAAACACUGAAACAAAUGGAAUUUGUUGAAAAUUUGGAUGGAUCUACUCAGAGUUUGGAUCUAACCCAAUUAGUAGAAAAUCAGAAUCUCAGUUAUUAGCACUGUUAGGGUUUGUAUUAUCAGAUGGAAUCCCCAAAUAGAAUAAAAAUAACCAACAAAGUGAAUAAUUUACCAAAUGUAAAUUUAGGUCAAUAGACUUGGAGAAAUAUUAACAUUUCUCAGUGGCAAAAGUUAAUGUGAAAUCAGUUCUAGCAAAGAGUAAGUUCGUUUCUUCAUGUUAAUUAAUUCAGGAAGUCUAAUGUACUUUCAGUGUCUCUGUGAAGAGGUUCAUGAAAUAAUGAAGCAUUCAUGUAACAUGCUGUGAUGAUUUUAGAUUGCAGUGUGAAACAAAUUUAUUUUUCAAAAAACUUAUAAAACAUAAACUGAGCUAUAAGGUGCCUUAACUUUCCUUACAAAAUGGAAAGGACAAGUGAUCCUGUUAAUUUUUCCCAUAAACCAUGUUUUCCUUGUUAGCCUUUUUAAUUAUCUUUAAAUAAGUUUCUUUCUAGCAUGAAUAUUGUAUAUAUUGAUGAUAAAAAGAUAACUGAACAGUCUAAGGAACAGAAAAUUUCCAUUAAAAUGUGAUAGAAGUCUGAUACACAUUUUCAAUGGUCUGUAAAAAGCUUAUUUGUAACUUUCUGUUUCAAAUAAAGUGGUCCUGUUAUAUAUGUAAAUUAUGUAAAUAAAUAAUUUUGUAUGUUUA
Messenger RNA from Varanus komodoensis (Komodo dragon), 9794 nucleotides. It is a transcript of the gene BDP1, whose product is annotated as B double prime 1, subunit of RNA polymerase III transcription initiation factor IIIB. NCBI's taxonomy places the organism in Eukaryota, Metazoa, Chordata, Lepidosauria, Squamata, Varanidae. The transcript is spliced from 42 exons. The coding region runs from base 151 to 7395 and encodes 2414 amino acids. Gene Ontology annotation, molecular function: TFIIIC-class transcription factor complex binding. Gene Ontology annotation, biological process: RNA polymerase III preinitiation complex assembly. Gene Ontology annotation, cellular component: transcription factor TFIIIB complex. The record is from RefSeq and is a predicted model, not a curated record.